Polyodon spathula (Mississippi paddlefish) is the source of this 2281-nucleotide messenger RNA. RefSeq names its product insulinoma-associated protein 1b-like. The transcript has a single exon. Gene Ontology annotation, molecular function: DNA-binding transcription repressor activity, RNA polymerase II-specific; RNA polymerase II cis-regulatory region sequence-specific DNA binding. The record is from RefSeq and is a predicted model, not a curated record. Gene Ontology annotation, biological process: neuron differentiation; negative regulation of transcription by RNA polymerase II; regulation of cell cycle process. Lineage: Eukaryota; Metazoa; Chordata; Actinopteri; Acipenseriformes; Polyodontidae. Bases 148 to 1578 code for a protein of 476 amino acids. Gene Ontology annotation, cellular component: nucleus; transcription repressor complex.
GAAAGCAUUCCGGGAACAGAAAGAUCAAUAGCAAGAAAAUACGCCACACAUUACACUUUAAGGCGUUAUUGCUGCAGUCGCCUAUGAUUGGAUUUUAGUUGAACCUUUUUUAAAAUUAUUAUUUGCAAGUGCCUUUUAGUCGCAAAGAUGCCCAAAGGCUUUUUAGUGAAAAGAAACAAAAAAUCAGCAUCUGUUUCAUACAGGAUCCGCUGUGAUGAGGACGACAAGGACCAUUUGAAGGUGUUGCAGAACCAAAACACCUCAUCUCCACCUGUCUCUGUCUCAUCCAGUCCCGAUCGCGUUGCUGCAUCGCCAAACUCUACUGCUGACACUCCCGUUAGUGCCGUGGAGGAUGUGAAACCGGUCCAGUUCGGGAACCCGGAUAGCGUGUGCCUGGCUCUCUACAGCCCCACCCGCCCUAUCAGCAAAGAACAAGGGAGGACAUUUUUCGAGAGAAGUUUCAACCUGGGCUCCCCGAUAUCUGCCGAGUCCUUCCCAACCCCAGGGGUUCUGGCCACCUUAGACCAGUUCCUCUUUGCCCCAGUGGACUUGAAAAUCGGUUCCAGCAACAGCAACCAAAGCCGUGCCGCCAGCUCCAUUCUCCCUGCUACUAUCAGAAUCCCAAAUAAAAGACCUCUAUCAGACCCGGAGCGCAAAAGCAAACCCUCUGCAAAGAAACCCAAAACGAUCAGGAAACUUCAUUUUGAAGACCAAGUCACUACAUCCCCGGUCCUGGGUCUCAGGAUCAAGGAAGGACCGGUUGAUCUAAAACCAAGGCCACUGUCAGGCGGAGGGAACAAACCUCUGGGGGAAUUCAUCUGUCAACUGUGCAAAGAAGAGUAUGCCGAUCCCUUUUCACUAGCCCAGCACAAAUGCUCCAGGAUCGUCAGAGUAGAGUACAGGUGUCCAGAAUGUGACAAGGUAUUCAGCUGCCCUGCAAACCUGGCAUCCCAUCGGCGCUGGCACAAACCGAGACCCCAAAACCCAACCACAAUAUCAGCAGCUCCGAACGGCAAGCCUGAAAGCGCAAAGCUGCCAUCUGGUGACCUUAAGGCAAUGCCAGAAGAUAUAAAAGACACCAGAACCGAAAACGCGAACGACCGGGACACCCCCAGCCCGUGCUUUUCUGAAUCGGGUUCAGAAGAUGGCCUUAACGAUUGUCACCAUUGCGGGAAGAGGUUCAAACGCCAGGCUUACCUGAGAAAACAUCUUCUGGGACACCAAGCUCUACAGAACAAGACCAACAAAGAUCACAUCAUCCACCCGUCCUUUCCAAAUGCAGACAGCGGCGAGAAUCACAACCAGAUGUCCACCUCUGUGGAAACCCAAAGCCAAACUCCCAUCAAUCUGAGUUCCAUAGAGUGCCACCUGUGCCCCGUCUGCGGCGAGACCUUUCCCAGCAGAACGAGUCAAGAGCGCCACCUUCGCCUCCUGCAUUCCUCCCAAGUCUUUCCGUGCAAGUACUGCCCGGCCACUUUCUACAGCUCCCCGGGUCUGACAAGGCACAUCAACAAAUGCCACCCAUCAGAAAAUAGGCAAGUCAUCCUUCUCCAAAUGCCUGUCCGUCCUGCCUGCUAAAACCAGUAGAUCAGACGUGCCUUUAUUAAAAAAUAGAAAGAAAAAAGCGAAUGCCAUCUAUAAAGAGAUUGCAACCGGUUAUAACUGUAUGAUAUGGACACUAAACAGCGCAGCGCGUAUACACACUGUGGACUAUAUAAAUCCCAUUUUGAGAAGUCCCACUUUCAAACCUUACUGUGGACGUUUACAUAAUCUAUGGAGUUAUAACCCGAAGUCUAUAUUUUCCAGAUUCCUCUUACGGUAGUUUCAAAAACGUUAGUUUGACUGUUAGAAGUAUUUUUAUAGAACUGCUGCACAUGUUACAAUGUAAUAGCUUCUAGACCUAAGAAGGGAUGUUUCUAUAGGUGUAAUUUAUGUAAAAGAACAGAAAAACCACGCCUUCAAUUCACAGGCUGUACCGUUCUCUCUAUCACUUUAUUAGCUUUAUUAUGGCUUGUGAACUGAUUCGCUGGACAUUGGCAUGUAGCGUUGUCAUGGAACAAACAAAAAAUCUUUAGACAUUCCUUUAGUGUAGCCAUAAAUGCCUUGAAUUACUGUUACUUUACACAUAACCAAUCUUGCUGUAAAACUGCCUUAAAAGUAAACUGUGAACAUUCAUGUGAUUGUUUCAAUAUUUAAUGAGGAUGUUAUGGGUUUAUUAUUACCGCAAUAUGUGUUGGUCAAUAAUUAUUUUAUUUAUUUAUUUAUUUAAAUCGCAAUGGGU